Notothenia coriiceps (black rockcod) is the source of this 3059-nucleotide messenger RNA. RefSeq names its product tripartite motif containing 3b (gene trim3b). The record is from RefSeq and is a predicted model, not a curated record. Lineage: Eukaryota; Metazoa; Chordata; Actinopteri; Perciformes; Nototheniidae. Gene Ontology annotation, biological process: proteasome-mediated ubiquitin-dependent protein catabolic process; protein polyubiquitination. The coding region runs from base 136 to 2472 and encodes 778 amino acids. Gene Ontology annotation, molecular function: protein binding; zinc ion binding; ubiquitin protein ligase activity. The transcript has 17 exons.
AGAGUCGAGGGGGGAGUCAGUGUGAGUCAGGGCGUGAGCUGAUUCUUUGAAGUUAACACAGAGCUGCCAUGGAGCCUUCUAGAUUGAUACUGCACUCUACUGACAGUUAACCGCUGUCGUUGUCCGUGGCUUCCAAUGUCCUCUCCUAUGGCAAAUCGUGAGGCGGGGAGCACCAGCCCUGUGGUGCGUCAGAUAGACAAACAGUUUCUGGUCUGCAGCAUCUGUCUGGAUCACUACCACAACCCCAAGGUGCUGCCCUGUCUGCACACCUUCUGUGAAAGUUGUCUUCAGAACUACAUUCCCCCAGAGUCCCUCACACUCUCGUGUCCAGUGUGUCGACAGACGUCCAUUCUGCCGGAGAAAGGGGUUUCUGCUCUACAAAACAACUUCUUCAUCACAAAUCUCAUGGAGGUCCUUCAGAGAGACCCCGAGUGCUCGCGGCCUGAGGCCUGCAGUGUCCUGGAGUCCGUCAACGCUGCGGCCGCAGGGAAACCCCUCUGCUGCCCCAACCAUGAGGGAAAGCCCAGCAAGAGUGAAGGAGUUUGUCUCCCCCUGCAGGUGAUGGAGUUCUACUGCGAGUCCUGUGAGACAGCCAUGUGUCUGGACUGUACAUCGGGGGAGCACAGGGAGCACGUGACCGUUCCUCUGCGGGACGUCGUGGAACAGCACAAGGCUGCGCUCAAGACACAGCUGGACGCCAUUAUGAGCAGACUCCCUCAGCUAACAUCAUCCAUCGAGCUGGUGAGUGAGAUCUCCCGCCAGCUGAAUGAAAGGAAGAACGAGGCGGUGGCAGAGAUCACCAGUACGUUUGAAGAGCUGGAACGGGCGCUGCAUCAGCGCAAGACGGCCCUCAUCACAGACCUGGAGAACAUCUGCAGCACUAAACAGAAGGUCCUGCAGGCCCAGCUUUCGUCUCUCCUCCAAGGGAAGGACCACAUCCAGAGCAGUUGCAGCUUUACAGAGCAAGCUCUCAGCCAUGGGAGUGCUACUGAGGUGCUGCUAGUUCAGAAGCAGAUGAGUGAGCGGGUCACAGCACUGGCCAGACAUGAUUUCCCAGAGAAACCACAUCAGAACGCACAUCUGGACUGUCAGGUGGAAACUGAAGGUCUCCGGCGCUCCAUCCAGAACCUGGGCGUCCUCCUCACCACCGCCGCUGUGGCUCACACCUCCGUCGCCACGGGAGAGGGCCUCCGCCACGCAGCCACCGGGCAGCACCACACGGUUACUGUGACAACGAAAGACAAAGAUGGAGAGCUGGUGCGGACAGGAAAUGCUGUUUUAAAAGCAGAGAUAACAUCAGCUGACGGGAGCCGCAUUACAGAGGCAGACGUAGCGGACAAUAAGAAUGGGACAUAUGAGGUGGGCUAUACAUUACGAGUGGAGGGAGAGUACUCUUUCUCUCUGUUGCUGUACGGCCAGCCGUUGCGUGGCAGCCCUUUCCGCCUGCGAGCGAUCAAGCCCUCAGAUGUGCCUCAAUCUCCGGAUGACGUGAAGAGGAGGGUGAAGUCUCCCAGCGGCACAGGAGGACACAUACGGCAGAAAGCAGUGCGUCGGCCUUCCAGCAUGUACAGCACCACCAAGAAGAAGGAGAACCCCAUUGAGGACGAGCUCAUCUACAGAGUGGGUACCCGGGGCAGAGAAAAAGGGGAGUUCACAAAUCUGCAGGGAAUCUCAGCCUCUUGUAACGGCCGAGUUGUGGUUGCCGACAGCAACAACCAGUGCAUACAGAUAUUCUCCAACGACGGCCAGUUCAAGAUGCGCUUUGGGGUCAGAGGUCGGUCUCCGGGACAACUGCAGAGGCCGACAGGCGUCACCGUGGACAUGAACGGUGACAUUGUGGUGGCCGACUAUGACAAUCGAUGGGUCAGCAUCUUCUCGUCUGAUGGCAAAUUUAAGAAUAAGAUUGGUGCAGGCCGGCUCAUGGGUCCUAAGGGUGUCGCCGUGGACAAGAAUGGACACAUCAUCACUGUGGACAACAAGGCAUGCUGUGUCUUUAUCUUUCAAUCCAAUGGGAAGUUGGUGACUAAGUUUGGAGGCAGGGGGACGUCAGACAGACAGUUUGCAGAAAAACUUGGCCCAUACUUUAAUAAAUCUGGCUCAGUGUUCAGUCCGCACUUUGUUGCAGUGAACAACAAGAAUGAAAUCAUCGUAACUGAUUUCCACAAUCACUCUGUGAAGGUGUACAAUGCAGAUGGAGAGUUCUUGUUUAAAUUUGGCUCUCAUGGUGAAGGCAACGGUCAGUUCAAUGCUCCCACUGGAGUGGCCGCGGACGCGAAUGGAAACAUCAUUGUGGCUGACUGGGGCAACAGCAGGAUACAGGUGUUUGACAGUGCAGGCUCCUUCUUGUCUUACAUCAACACCUCAGCAGACCCUCUGUACGGGCCCCAGGGCCUCGCUCUCACCUCAGAUGGCCAUGUGGCUGUGGCCGACUCUGGAAACCACUGCUUUAAGGUUUACAGAUAUCUGCAGUAGGCUGAGGGAAGACCUCCAGACCGGACCCCUGCUAAGUUAACAGUGCAUACUGCUCGGGGACAUGGAGCUGCAACGGGCCUGCACUCUACACUGGUCCCAGGUUCCAGAAAUUCAUUACCUUUUCAUUUUGUCUCUGCACACUUAUAUAUACCUUCACAUUUUCAAGUUUCAAAGAAAUCUGAGAAAGAUGUUUACGUGAAAAACAGCCAAAAACACUCAAACUAAAUAAGCUAUUAAUCCCCAAAAAUGAAAUGAGUUCCCUUUGUAAAAAAUAGGCUACCCUGAUGAAAAUAAAGUUUUAAAGGUCACCUAUUAUGCAAAAUCUACUUUUUUAUGUCUUUUAUACAUAAAUAUCUUUCUACUCUGUCUUAAGUGAUUCGGAAAGUUUCAGUAAAAAUAUUUUCUCUCUUCUGUUCUGAUUUAUGAAAAUGAGCUGAUCAGAUUUGGGCUACUUUGUGAUGUCACAAUGUUUUUUGGGGUUGUGCAAUCAUUAGCCAAUAACAAACCAAGGUAACACCCCCCCACCUUAUCACCUGAAUCUUUUCCUAGAGCACCAUUGUGUUAUUUUUAAACCAAUCAUUUCUCAG